UAUAUAUAGUAUACUGGUGAAUAUUGUGCAAAAGUCCAUUCAUGUCAGCAAUUCAACUUCAAAUGUGAAACUAACUAAAGUAAUAUUUGACAUAAACUCAUUACAUGCACGGUGAGAUAUGUCAAGCUUUUAUUUGUUAUAAUGUUGAUGAUCAUGGCCUACAGAUUCUGAAAACCCAAGUUUUUUACAUUUUCAAUUCAAGGUGUAAGCCAUAAUCAUCAAAAUUACAUUAAAGGAAGUCUUGAAAUAUCUUGAGUUGCAUGUUACAAACCUAUGUCGUAUAUUACUUUUACUUUGUCAAUCUAAUUGCACGAUAAUCAAUUUUCUUUAUAGUUUCACCUGUAUUUGUGAAGGCAGUUUUUGAUGGCGCUUAUAAUGUAUUAGAUUUUUGCAAUAACAAAUUUUAUUUUAUUAUCAUCACUGUUUUAAUAGAUAAUCAUUUUAAAAGGAUUGUAAUACAUUCUUGCUUGUCUGAAUCUUAAAUAAAAAUGAGCAGUAUUCCUUCCAUCGUGUUGACUUUUUGUACUUAACAAUGAGGUGUUAAUGGCUGUACAGUAUUUUAGGUUUUCAUUGGGGCUGUCAACAACGUUUUUUUAUAAGACAGGUGCAGGCUCAUAACUUGAGAGGCUUUGGAUAUUUCUCAUUGCCGAGAGCUCAAACCACUCGUAAACAUUUUUGUGUGUCUGUAUGCGGAGCAAAACUAUGGAACAAACUGGACUUACAACACAAGCAAUGCCAAACUAUUAAUGGAUUUAAACUAUUAUACAAACAUGGGUUCUGGUUCAAAUAUAGAGAUGAGGGUCUUUAAUUUGACCUGCUGUUGUACUCUGUCUCAAAGUGUUAACAUGUGCUCAAUGUUUCCUUACCAUUGUUGGUAUUUUGUCUAUUACCAUUGUUGGUAUAUUCAUUCUUCCUACAUUGUUGAUACAAAUUAUUGUUACAGUGUAAUAAUUAUUGUUACCUGUGGUAAUGCCACUAUGAUACAACAUUUGUAUUGUAAUCCUUAAACAAAGUAACAGUGAAACUCAUGUGAAUAAUCACUGAAUGGAAAACUGGGGGUGGGAUUAAAUAAAUUAUCUUCUUCCCACUCCCUUUCAGGCAAAACUGGACAAUCAUGCAUUACAUACUAUACAUUACCUUUUGCACUAUAUUCAUUUAUAUUGUUGUGUGUUGUCAACUUUGUACUUUUUUUUAUGUCAUUGCCUGAAAUAAAUAAAUAAAUGAAAAUGAAAAAAACUAUCAUAACGAUUAGGAGAUGUACGUUGUUCCAGUGCUCAGGUCAAUGCACACGUAAGAUGAGUGAAGAGACUCAUCUUACAAAAUACAAUAACUGUAAAAAUAAAUGUAGUGCAUUCAAUUGACACACUUAAAAAUGUUCCUGGUUGACAUUCUGACAAUAAAAUGACGUGUGUCUAAGAUCAUUUAUACUAUGCAAGCGAGUAACCACCUGUGAUUAAUCAUGAUUAACUGAUGUUUAUGAACUGAUCCAAGCUUUUGAUUGGAUGUCAAAUCUGAGGCAUUUUGCCAGGACAAUGAACUUGGCUAAAUGUUUUUAGGAGGUGUCUGUGAUGUGCUCUGGUGAUCUUUAGGAUGUCUUGCAGGCCCCAGGGGUCAUCAAGGGGCAGCUGUCGGCUAUAAAAGGAGGGCUCGUCUGCAGCCUCAUCCGCACGUCACUUUCAGCCUGAGAGCAGCUGAGGGAAGGAAGGGAAGAAGAUCUUCACCGCUCGUUCGCUUUCUUCUUCCAAAUGGAACCCAGGACCCUUUUCUUGCUCCUUUUCUUGCUGUCGCAGCAUCACGCAGCAGCCAGGGACGUGGCCCUCCACCGCGGCGGCAGGUUCCCAACGUACAUGAUGCAGCUCUACCGCUCCUUCAGGGACGCCGAUGGCUCGUCGACGGCAGCUGUCAACAGUUCAGACGGCGGUCGGACGGCGCGAGAGUCCGACUCCAUCCUCAGUCUGAUGGCGAAGGGUUGCCAUCAAGCGGGGGACAGAUGGGUCGUCACGUUUGACAUGUCGUCCAUCUCCGCCGCCGACAGGGUCCACCUGGCAGAGCUCCGCGUCAGACUUCCAGGCGUGUCCGCCUCCAAGCGUGCCGUUGUGGAUUUAUACCACUCUGGUCAGGAUGAGCGCCGCCUCCUGGGCAGCAUCGCCGCGUCAGCCGGGAAGUCUUCCUGGAAGGUUUUCAACGUCAGCGCCCUGUUGAAGCGCUGGCUCUACCAGGGAGGGUCCGCCCAGGAGGCCUCGGGAGAGCCUGGGAGCGGUUCUGGGGACUACGGGGAUUUACCCACCUUCGAGAAUCCAAGAAAGCCGGCGUCGGGCACCAACCGAGCGAUGAUGCUGAUCUUCUUCAAACAUGACGUCCCUCAGGAGGCCGGCAGCCUCAUCCACACCGUGGAACACUCCAAGUACGUCGGCGUGAGGACGAGUGGCGGCGACCACCAAAGUCGGCGCCAUAAAAGGAACAAGAUGGAGAGCGUGAGGAAGGUGGCGGCCCCCAAGGUCACUGCGGCGCCGUCACCCGGUGGUGUGCGCCGUCCUCUGUGUCGCAAGGUGGACAUGUGGGUGGACUUUGAGCACAUUGGCUGGGACGAGUGGAUCGUCCACCCGAAGCGUUUCAACGCUUAUCGCUGCGAGGGCGAGUGUCCGAUACCCUUGGAUGACAGCUUCCGCCCUACCAACCACGCGUACAUGCAGAGCCUCCUCAAACAUCAUCACCCAGAGAGGGUGAGCUGCCCAUCCUGCGUGCCCACACACCUCAGUCCUCUGUCCAUGUUGUACUACGAGAACGACGACCUGGCCCUGCGUCAUCACGAAGACAUGAUCGUUGAAGAGUGUGGCUGUCACUGACAUGCUUUCAUCUAUUUAUACACCAUGUAUAUGUUGUACAUAAAAUAUACCAAAUAUAUUAAAACCU
Molecule: messenger RNA, 2913 nt
Organism: Entelurus aequoreus (snake pipefish)
Lineage: Eukaryota; Metazoa; Chordata; Actinopteri; Syngnathiformes; Syngnathidae
Gene: spaw
Product: southpaw
Exons: 3
Coding region: 1746-2846 (366 amino acids)
Biological process (GO): BMP signaling pathway; SMAD protein signal transduction
Cellular component (GO): extracellular region
Molecular function (GO): cytokine activity; type I activin receptor binding; growth factor activity
Source: RefSeq, a predicted model, not a curated record